Agrilus planipennis (emerald ash borer) is the source of this 1474-nucleotide messenger RNA. RefSeq names its product peptidyl-prolyl cis-trans isomerase H-like. The transcript is spliced from 3 exons. Lineage: Eukaryota; Metazoa; Arthropoda; Insecta; Coleoptera; Buprestidae. Gene Ontology annotation, cellular component: intracellular membrane-bounded organelle. The record is from RefSeq and is a predicted model, not a curated record. The coding region runs from base 113 to 667 and encodes 184 amino acids. Gene Ontology annotation, molecular function: peptidyl-prolyl cis-trans isomerase activity. Gene Ontology annotation, biological process: protein peptidyl-prolyl isomerization; protein folding.
CGUCAUUAACGUAUUUUUAUUAUCAUUAGCAUUUCAUCGAGUAAUUCUAACCUAAGAGUUUAGUUUACAUUUUUAAGUACGGUAAUUUUGUAAGAUAGUUGUGGAAAUAAGUAUGCCGAGUUGGAGUCAGGUUCAGUCACAAUUGCGACAUCCAACUAAUCCAGUAGUGUUUUUCGAUAUAUCUGUCGGUUCAAUUGAGAUUGGAAGGAUGGUUUUUGAAUUAUUUGCUGAUGUUGUACCCAAAACCAGUGAAAAUUUUCGUCAGUUUUGCUGUGGUGAAUUCAAGAAGGAUGGCGUGCCGUUAGGUUAUAAGGGUGCAAGUUUUCAUAGAGUUAUUAAGGAUUUUAUGAUACAAGGUGGUGAUUUUGUGAAUGGUGAUGGUACAGGAGUAACAAGUAUUUACGGAGGAGGAACCUUUGCAGAUGAAAACUUUCUUUUGAAGCAUGAUUGCCCAGGACUUCUUUCAAUGGCAAACAGUGGAAAAGACACGAACGGGUGUCAGUUUUUUAUAACUUGCGCAAAAUGUAAUUUUUUGGAUGGCAAACAUGUUGUAUUUGGAAAGGUUUUGGAUGGUUUACUUGUCAUGCGAAAAAUAGAAAAUGUUCCAACAGGGCCUAAUAAUAAACCUAAGAUACCUGUUACAAUUGUUCAGUGUGGUCAAAUGUAAGUGUGCAUGAAUAAAACUUUUAACCAGGUUACAAAAAAGAAAAAUGUGAAACUGAAUUUUCAGUGCACAUUGUGCAGGUUCCAUGUUUGAAUCAUGUUUUGUGGUGUUUAAAGUAUAAUUUAACCCAUCUUUGGUGCAGUAGUUGUAAAACUACAUGAUUAUUUUAGAAAAUUCAAAUAUACACUAAUUGUUAUUCAUCAUAUUAUCAACACAUUUAUAAACACUGGUAAUAAUGUGUAAUACAAAAAGAUCCACACAUCAGGUAGCUGUUACUUUUUUAUUGAAAGUCAAAUUGUGAACCACAUAAAAAAUUUAUAGCUGUACGACAUGAUGUUUCAUGUCUUUAUAAUGUUUUACCACACAGAAUUAAAAUUUACAGAUAGGCAAGGACGACAGCGAAACGCUUAUUAAAAGACCUAUCUUAUUUAUUGAUUUUAUAUACAUAGCUAUAUUACAAGUUAGUGCAGUCCUCUUCGCCUCAAGCCUGGAAGUUAAGAUAAUUUUUAAUGAUUUUUCAUUUUAAUUAUGAAAAAGUUUCAGCAUGCUAUCUUUUUUGAACAUUGAACAAUAGUAUACAGAUGCAAAUAGGUUCAUGCAAGGAAAACUACUUGCUACUAUUUGCUUAAAUAUAAUUAUUUAAAUGUUAUGGACGACUCAAGUGUAGGUGUCAUUAACAUACAAACUAUUGACAUAACAUUUAUAAAGGCUCCUUUAGAGUUUACUUAUUAUCACAGGACUAAAACAACGUCUUAACCGUUUCAUCAUGUACUUACAAUAACUAAAAUAAAAAUUCACAAAUGAUAUGUU